ACUUCCACUGUGAAUCACCAAACUAACAUGACCAAGGAACUUCUCUGGAAUAAAAUCCCAAUAAUCCAAACAGAGCUCAACUUAAGCAAGGUGCUUCGUUGUGGACAAACCUUCAGAUGGAAAAACAUAAAUCAUGAAUGGUCAUUUACUACCCAAGACCGCAUAAUCUUACUUAAACAAGAUGACCAAUUUAUCCACUACUCUCAUAUAAUGAAACAUGACACAAAUGGUACAUCUAGUCAAACCUUGGAUUUCCUUCAUGAUUACUUUUCACUAGACUUGAAAUUAGCCGAUUUGUACACCCUGUGGAAAACUAGCCAUAAAAAGUACGAAAAGGGUAUAUCUCCCUUUGAUGCUUUCCAAGGGAUCAGAAUCAUAAGACAAGAUCCCUGGGAAUGUCUCAUUUCCUUUAUUUGCUCCUCCAAUAACAACGUCAAACGUAUUUCGAAAAUGUGUGACAGCCUCUGUCUGGAAUUUGGCACCUACAUCAACGAAUACAACGACUACAAGUACUAUUCGUUCCCCACGGCCGAAACCCUCGCCCAGCCUGAUGUCGAAGCUAAGCUUCGUGAUUUAGGGUUUGGCUAUCGUGCCAAGUACAUCCACCAGACCGCAAUGAAGUUCACCAGCCCUGACUUUCCGGAAAUCACCAUAGAAAACUUGAACAGUUUGCGCAGUAAGGACUAUACUGAAGCCCAUGAGUUCUUGUUACAACUCACUGGAGUCGGACCUAAAGUUGCUGACUGUAUUUGUCUCAUGUCAUUAGACAAACACGAUAUCGUACCUAUCGACACGCACGUGUACCAAAUCGCAGUUAGAGACUUUAAAUAUAAGGGGAAGAAGGAGUUAAAGACUAUGAAUAAAGAAGUUUAUCACCAGAUUAGAACAUUCUUUAAGGAGAUAUUCGGGGAUUAUGCCGGGUGGGCUCAAUCUGUGUUAUUUGCAGCUGAUCUUGGUGAUUUGAAUAAUGGUACUAAUAUCAUUGAUAUAAAGAAGGAAAUCAGCAAGGAAAAAGCGGAACCAGUAAGUAGAUCAAGGAAAAGAAUCAAAGUGGAAGCUUAAUAGACAAUAUACAGUACAAUAAGAAGUUGAAAUGGUACCCAAUAACUCUCUCAAUACUAAUCUUGCUCUUUAUACAAGCAGAAAUAUUAAACCCUUUUUAGCCUAUUACCAUAUAGCUUCUCCUACUAUACUUGCAGAAAUUCAUUCAUGGGAGAUUUGUAGUCCCACUAGUAUAUAUAAUCAAAGAUACAGGUGGUACCUUUUUCGACAAGGUAUUCCGCGACGAUACAACACUGGUAUAAAGGCCAAGCUAGAAAUAAUCAUGUUUCGUGUACAUUGUUCAAGAAUAGCGUUCUGAGUUGAGCUUGGUAGAUGUAUAUGAUUUCACGUUGAUCCGCCUAUGGGUUCUGUGGGCUAACAAAGUCAUAGUUCUUUUUGUAAAGAGUUUACUUCUAUAGAUUAAACCUG
Spathaspora passalidarum NRRL Y-27907 is the source of this 1470-nucleotide messenger RNA. RefSeq names its product 8-oxoguanine glycosylase (gene OGG1). Bases 28 to 1062 code for a protein of 344 amino acids. Gene Ontology annotation, biological process: nucleotide-excision repair; base-excision repair; base-excision repair, AP site formation. Gene Ontology annotation, cellular component: nucleus. The transcript has a single exon. The record is from RefSeq and is a predicted model, not a curated record. Gene Ontology annotation, molecular function: damaged DNA binding; 8-oxo-7,8-dihydroguanine DNA N-glycosylase activity. NCBI's taxonomy places the organism in Eukaryota, Fungi, Ascomycota, Pichiomycetes, Serinales, Debaryomycetaceae.